This is a messenger RNA of Lactuca virosa, 1526 nucleotides long. The record is from the annotation of a GenBank genome assembly. Lineage: Eukaryota; Viridiplantae; Streptophyta; Magnoliopsida; Asterales; Asteraceae.
CCAGGCUGAGGAGCUUCAAUAACCGGAAAAUUCGCGUCAAGAUAAGAAAAAAACAAUCAGAAAACUCGGAAAACCGUCGUAUCACCGCCCAGUCCUCCGCCACAUGGCAGCCUCUCCGUCGCCACCGCCUCCGUCGCUGCCACACCCAAACAAACCCCUAAUUAGAACCAUCACCACCACCACCACGGCUGCAUUAUUUCACUCCUCUUUACACCGUCGCCGAUCUCUCACCCGCAGGAGGGUUAACAUUCAGUGUGAACACGGCAGCUUCGAUAACGGGGCCCAUCACCUCCAACCCCAACAACAGUGGACUGUCGAUUGCGUCACUGGAAGUGAUCCGAUUCACAUUAUUAUCAAGCCUCCUUCCUCUAAAGCAUCUCCAAUGCCGAUGAAUUCCGGAUUGAAAAACUCUAAAAAGGUUUGCCUCUUUUAUGCCGCUGAAAUGGAGGCGCUUGCACAGAGGAUUGCUGCCCAAUCCGAUGCAAUUGAGCUUCGUAGUAUUAGUUGGAGAAAAUUUGAAGAUGGAUUUCCAAACUUAUCAAUACCUAAUGCCCAUGGAAUCCGAGGAGAGCAUGUAGCUUUUCUUGCAUCAUUUAGUUCUCCUGGAGUUAUCUUUGAGCAACUUUCAGUUAGCUAUGCAUUGCCAAAAUUGUUCACUUCUUCCUUCACUUUAGUCCUUCCUUUCUUCCCUACUGGCACUUCUGAACGAAUGGAGGAUGAAGGAGAUAUUGCAACAGCUUUCACUCUUGCUAGAUUCUUGUCAAACAUUCCAAUAUCAAGAGGAGGCCCCACUAGUGUGGUAAUCUAUGAUAUUCAUGCCCUGCAGGAAAGAUUCUAUUUUGAUGAUAAUGUGCUACCAUGUUUUGAGAGUGGGAUUCCUUUGCUUAAAAGUAGGCUUCAACAGCUCCCUGAUUCCGAAAAUAUAUCGAUUGCUUUUCCGGAUGAUGGUGCUUGGAAACGGUUUCACAAGCAGUUGCAGCAUUUCCCUGUGAUUAUUUGUGCAAAAGUUAGAGAAGGUGACCAAAGAAUUGUACGCAUUAAAGAGGGAGAUCCAAAAGGACGCCAUGUAGUCAUAGUUGAUGAUCUUGUUCAGUCAGGUGGAACUCUGAUUGAAUGCCAGAAAGUAUUAGCAGAACAUGGAGCAAAAAAAGUUAGUGCAUACGUGACCCAUGGUGUUUUUCCCAAAAGGUCAUGGGAACGUUUCAAACAUGAUACUGGAGGGCGUCCGGAUAGCGGAUUGACAUACUUUUGGAUUACGGACUCGUGUCCUUUGACAGUGAAGGAAGUGAAGAACAAACCUCCAUUUGAAGUCUUGAGUCUUGCAAGUUCCAUAGCAGCUGCCUUGCAAAUAUAAACUCUUUUUUCUUCGUUGUUAAUUGUUAUUAUUCUCUCUCUCUCUUUUUUUUUUAAUUUAUAGAGGGAUUUGGUUCCAAAAAUGGAACCAAAUUUUGCAUCAUUCAUUGUUGUUUAGGUGGUGAAUAAAUCUAGAUUUUUGUCACCAAGCAAACGAGAUUAUUCGUGUAUGC